AUGGCUCGCGCCUCACUGCCUCCUGCACCAACGGCAGUUAUCUUGCCUCACUGCCUCGUGCACCAACGGCAGGUGAGGUUGCUGCUGAUGCUGCUGGUGAGUAAAUUGGUGGUGCUGAUGGUGGUUUGGGCACUUAAGGGAGCGUCUACUCAGUCGUGCCUCACUGCCUCGUGCACCAACGGCAGGCACAACCUGCUAUCCCAUCCAUUCCCUUCUUCCCUCAACACUCACUGCAUUGCCGUGCGUGCAUGGUCGUUCCACACAAUAUUUCUGGCAGACAUGACUCUCCUAUCUCUCUCCCAUCCCUCCCAUGUUCCUCAUCCCACCAUCCUGCCCAUCCAUCAGAGUGUACGUGGUGGGCAUGAAGUGUACGUGCUGGACAUGAGUGCACGGCUGCCCAGCAUCUCGCACGCCCUGCAGGGCGCUCAGAUUGACUCAUUCUUUGUGGAGGCGAGCAUCAGCAGCGACGGCAGCCGGGUGGCUUGCGGUGGCAGUGACGGCAACAUCAACGUGUGGCAGCUGUCGUCCAAUGACACGAUGCCAUCUGUCACCUUCCAGGCGCACCAGGGGGAGGUUACCGCCCUCCGCUGGUCACCUGUGGACGGGGAUUCCAUGCUCUCUGCUGCAGAUGACUCCUCUGUCGCCCUGCACACCCUCCAUCCGCUACCUCCCCACUCUCCUCCCCCCCGCCUCUCCUCCUCCGCCUGUCACCGCCUCCCUGGAAGGGAGACUAGGAGCUGGCGUCCUGGCACCUCUGUGCUUGUGGGUGCAGUGCCAGGAAGAGUGGUGACUGAAAUCGCUGAAGCAGCUGAGGCAGCAGGAGCAGCAGUGACGGCUGAUGCAGCAAUUAGGCUACCUGAAACCACAGAGACAGGAGUUGAAGCAGCAGAGGCAGGUGAAGCAGCUCAACACACAGCAGCACUACCUGAACCCACAGCAGCACUACCUGAACCCACAGCAGCACUACCUGAACCCACAGCAGCACUGCCUCAACCCACAGCAGCACUGCCUCAACCCACAGCAGCACUGCCUCAAAGCACAGCAGCACUGCCUCAAAGCACAGCAGCAGUGCCUGAAACAGCCACCACAAUGACAGGACCGCAGGCGGCACCACGUGAAGCAGCAGCGGAGAAACCCGAAGCAGCACAAGCGAUGGUCAGAGCAGCACCCAACACAGGCUGUACUGAUAUGGAGGAGGUGGGCAUGCAUGAGAUGGCAGAGCAGGAGGACAGAUUCCACUAUGUGGGCAUGCAUGCGGACGCUGCAUGCCGGUCACAUGGAGAGAAGCAAGGGGGCGACGAUAUGGAAACACAGGAUGCCUUGUGCAGUGCGGGUAUGCAUGUGGACGCCCAAUACCCUCCAGCAAGUCGUCGCAAGCCGCCUCUCCUAAUGCUUCACGGUUUUGGCGCGUCCGCGAUCUGGCAGUGGACCAAUCAGGUCGCGGCGUUCUCGCGCGACUUCGACGUGGUUUUGCCGGAUCUUGUUUUUUUCGGCGGAUCGCGUAGCCGCAGCGAUCAACGGUCGGAAAUAUUUCAGGCUGACGUCAUGCUGCGCCUGCUGGACCGCCUCGAGAUUGCCGAGUGCGCGCUCGUCGGGCUCAGCUAUGGCGGCUUCGUCGCAUACAGAAUGGCCUGCUUGGAGCCGGGCCGGGUGCAGCGGCUGGUGCUGGCGGCGUCGGGGUUCAUGACGUCAGCAGAGGAGCAUGCAGCCGUGCUGGGCGAGUGGCAGGUGGCGCACAUAGCGGAGCUGCUGCUGCCCGAUGAUCCCAAGGGCGUGCAAAGGUUGAUGCGCCUCGCUUAUGCCAAGGACGUGCCCACCCUGCCCGACUGGGUGCUGCGCUCAACUCACGAGGCCCUGUUUGACAACCAGGAGGAGAAGCGCAGCAUGCUGGACGAGGUGCUCAAAUACCUCUCCCAAUCGGGACUCAAUGAAGCGGGACCCAAUGAAACGGGACUCAAUGAAACGGGACCCAGUGGAACGCGUGUGGACGGAACGGGGCCGAGUGCAGCGGGCGUGGAUGGGAAGAGGGAGAGUGCCGCACCUCCACUGCAGGCUCUCAACCCCCAUGACAUUCCUGUGCCUCAAAUGGAGACUCUUCUGGUGUGGGGCAGCCAAGAUUCCAUCUUCCCUCUCUCUGUGGCUCACCGCAUGCACAGCCAUUUUGGCCCCAUGGCAUCAUUGGAGGUGCUGGAGGGAGCAUCGCACGCACUCAACAUCCAUCGGCCAAAGCCCUUCAACGAUGCUGUCAUGCGCUUCCUUCUUGACGGGACCAAUGUCAACUCGAGUGCAUGA
Molecule: messenger RNA, 2292 nt
Organism: Closterium sp. Yama58-4
Lineage: Eukaryota; Viridiplantae; Streptophyta; Zygnematophyceae; Desmidiales; Closteriaceae
Source: the annotation of a GenBank genome assembly